This is a messenger RNA of Saimiri boliviensis boliviensis (Bolivian squirrel monkey), 2924 nucleotides long. It is a transcript of the gene C2H14orf180, whose product is annotated as chromosome 2 C14orf180 homolog. The record is from RefSeq and is a predicted model, not a curated record. NCBI's taxonomy places the organism in Eukaryota, Metazoa, Chordata, Mammalia, Primates, Cebidae. Gene Ontology annotation, cellular component: plasma membrane.
GGGGCCUGGGAAACAUCCACCCCUUCUGCUCUGAGGCCAGCGGCCUGUCCUCGGGGUCGCUGCUAUUUCUGCCAAAGGGGAGAGGUAAUUAUAGCACUGCCGCUGCCAGCUGGCCCAGCUUUGCGAUCCAGCAGAGAGGGCUGGAGGCAGACGAAGGCCACUAUACACCCAGCCCCACAGGCGGGUGGUGGCACCUCCAGACCGGGGCCCUCGCAAGGAGGCCCGGGCAGGCCAGGCCCGUCCCCCUGUGUGCCCUGCAGUCCUGUCUGAGGCUUCACUCUCAAGGGCCUGGGGGGUGGGUGUUACCAGCCGGGAGGGGCCAGGACCUCACUGGACUGUGCCCCGCAGAGAGGCCCCGAAGAGCCUGUUUCCAUCCCUCAGGGAGCCAGGAAAGAGCCAGGACCAUGUUCCAGUAAAUGAGGCCUGCGGCAGGAGCCCUGAGCCCCGACUCCCGGCCAGAGACGCCACAUCAGGCCAGGAAGAAUGAGGAAGCCGCGUGGGGCCCGCGGGGGUGUGGGGCGCAGAGGGAGGACAACAGGAAGUGCCCCCACUCCAUCCUGAAACAGAGCCGGCCGGAGCACUGCGGCCCAGGGCCCGAGCCCCAGAGGACCUCAAGGCACGUGCGGUUCCGAGAGCCCCCAGAUGUGACCGUCCACUACAUUGCUGUCAGGGACGCCACGGCCACUGUCAAGGCGCCGGGCGGGCCCAGGCCACGCGGCGGCUCCCUGCUCCUGCGGCUGUGCGUGUGCGUCCUGCUCGCGGUGGCCCUGGGCCUGUGCUGUGGCCGGCCUAAGCCCGUGGCAGCGGCGCUGGAGGACCUGUGGGCCCGGCUCCUCCACCUUGUCCUGCACCUGCGGAACGCGGUCCUCACCAGCUGGCGCGGCCUGCUGUGGCUCUGACGGGCGCAUGAGCAAGGCUUCCGGGAAAGCCCCAGCACCCCGGGGCUCCAAGACAGCCUGAGCCCUGGCCCUGCUGCUUGAUGAAUUGUGGGGGCCAGGAGAGGCUGCUGCCUGGGGCGGACUGGGAACAGGGGGACCCCCUGGCAUGAGAGCGGACACGGGCACAGCGGGCGGCCCUGCCACACCCGUCGGCACAGCGCCCCUGUCUCCUGUGUUGGGUCCAUGUGAGAUCUUACUAGAAAGAGGAUCCGACUGCUAAUGUUGGGGGCCCCCAUGCUGGGGCUCCCCAGGCUCGCCCGAAGACCCCUCCCUCACCCCAGCAGGCACCCCACAGUGGCUGGGGCCUGGCCCGGCCACAGCCAUACACGCCCUCUGGGGAGGACACACUGCCUGUGUCUGAGGGGCUGCUCAGAGGAGGCAAACCCAGCCUUUAGCUGCUAUUAGGGCCUGGGAGGACCCAGACCUCGAAACCCAUGGGGUGGGAAGGGUCUGGUUGUCAAGAUGGGCCCCUCUGAGGUGAGGUACAGUCUUCUGAGCCCAGGUCUGACCCCCUUUUCAGCCCCAUGAGUCUGGAGAGGCUCCAGGGGAGGACUCUCAUCGGGGUGGCUUCAGGCGUAGAAGCCAAGGGGACAGCAAGGGGCCUGGACACUCCCGACCUCCAGGUCAUGGCCAUCUGUGCUCAGUUCUGUGGGUCCAGACACCUCCGGUCUUCAGAACAGAGCCACGUGUGCCCAGCUCCGUGGGCGGGGACACCCAAUAGAGCCUGGGGCCAGCCAGUGCCACCCACCAGCUGGGGCCCGUGGGUCCCAGCGACCGUCUGUGGUUGUGGCUUUGUCGCCAGAUUGCAGAGCUGAAGGGAGCCCUGUGGGUGACAAACACCAGGGGCCCCUCCAGACCCUACACAGGGGGGAGGGCCGAACAAAGCAGGGAGGCCCACAGUCAGACACCAGGCAGAACUGCCCAGCAACAAUCAGACUAGUGUCACCGUCAGACACUAGGCAGAACUGCCCAGGGACAAUCAGACUAGUGUCCUCAGGGCUGGCCUAAGAGGCGAGGGCACAGCGGACGACCCGUCCAGUGGUUCCUGUCUGUCUGUCCCAUCACCAAGCUGGGAGACACUGUUCUAUUAAAACGCGCUGUGGCCUCCUUCAGUCUUGGAGUUUGUAUAGAAACAGAAGCCAGAACAGAUUUGCUAAGGAACCAGCCUCCGUGAGCAGAGCAGAUGUCCUGGGUCCCUGGAAGCACCCAGUCUCCUGCAGGCCUGCGGGAGGGCACGUCUGCCCAGUGGGGGGCUUGCCAAGCCCCUGGGUCUUCAUCCUUUGUCAGGGCGUGUCCCCCCACCCCAGGUCCAGGGAACAGGUGCCAUGGACUCCAGCGUUGCUUCUAGCUUUGGAAUCCAGGGAGCCCAGAGUUUCGGGUGGAGGCAAGAAAAGGGGCUGUUUCCAGAAGUGGCCCAGAAGGGACCAGGCGGAGACGGCCCAGGCCCUCCAGCAUCACGCUCUCCCUACGGUCACCACGGCGCCGCCCACCCAGGCCCAGCCCGUCUCCUCCCACCCCAAGGGGCAGGAUGGGCCGAUUCCCCGAAGGCUGGGUCUCAGGCCAGUCACAGGCUCAGGCUCAGGCUCUGCAGCCUGGGGCCACCCCCCCGCCCACCAGCCCCGGUUCUGACGAGGACGCCGCCCAGGCCGAUCUCCCCCAGCCGUGACUGCCUGUCCACUGCAAAGGCAAUGCAGGGUCACGCCUGGCUUUGCAGGGUCCCACGAUACGACUUCACGUGUUUUUGAAUAAAUACUGCUCAAAGAUGGAGCCACACCCCCAAGAAAUCCUUCCAAAUGGAACCUCCUGCCUGCGAAGGCCACACGCGGAGCAGUGACUCGAAGCCACUGGGAAACGUACAGAGGGCAGAACCUCAGGAAGGACAACCUCUAUUUCCUAAAAGCUUCCGACACGAAAGGACCAAAGCCCAGGGGCACUGCGUGUGGCCCCCAAAUGACAGGCAGUUGAAACCAUGAGAGCAAGGCGGGC